Drepanopeziza brunnea f. sp. 'multigermtubi' MB_m1 is the source of this 1548-nucleotide messenger RNA. RefSeq lists its product as uncharacterized. NCBI's taxonomy places the organism in Eukaryota, Fungi, Ascomycota, Leotiomycetes, Helotiales, Drepanopezizaceae. Gene Ontology annotation, molecular function: enzyme regulator activity. Gene Ontology annotation, cellular component: endoplasmic reticulum membrane. The record is from RefSeq and is a predicted model, not a curated record. Gene Ontology annotation, biological process: intracellular calcium ion homeostasis.
AUGUCUCAUACACCCCCAAGACUACCCGCGAAUCUUCAUGUCCAACACGUAGCCUUCGCCGCGCCCUACCAACGUCCAGUAUCCCGCACAUCGUCAAGGGCCACGUCGAGGGAGUCUGUGCCUCACAGUACGGCCAAGAAGAAGCCCCAGGGGAAAUUAGAGGCUCCGGACGACUUCCUCAGCGACCUUGACUCCGAGGACGAUAUGGGGGACAGCAGAUCGCCUCUCCACAGGCCUGCGGAUGGUCACUCGCAUCAGCCGCUGCUGGGGAAAGACGACGAGGAUAGAGGGAGGACGGGGUACGACAAUGCGCCGGAUUCGCCUGGGGGUGAGAGGCCACCUUUCCCUAGGCGGUCGACAAUGAGGAGCAGGAGUCCGGAUACACAAGCUAAGCUGGCGACAAGGAAGAAAUACACUUACGCGGCGUUCUUUUUGGGGUUGAGCUUGGUCAGUUUUGUGAUUCAGACGGAGACGGCGGUUUAUAUCCAGCAUGAGUUGGGGUGGAAUAAGGCUUAUUGCAUGCUAUAUUUUACACACGGGUCCUGGUCUUUACUAUGGCCAUCCCAGCUCCUGAUCCUCCGACUCCAAAAUUGGAAGAUGCCCUGGGAAACCUUCUGGCGUAGACACAUCUACCUUGUGCGAACAACCGCACAAAUGGUCGAGACGCAGGAACUAUCGGUGCCUCGGAACCAACACUCACCUGUGCCAUACAUGCUCCGAAAGACAGCACUGGUAACUUGCGCCUUGACAGUAGCAGGUGGCUCCUGGUACGUGGCAGUUAACCUGACUUCGCCAUCAGACUUGACAGCAAUCUACAAUGCCUCUGCUUUCUUCGCCUAUGCUUUCUCCGUGCCCCUUCUCAAAGAGAAAUUGCGCUUGGAUAAGUCAUUUGCAGUAGCAGUAGCCAUCAUCGGAGUCCUUAUCGUCGCUUACGGAGACGCGGCCCCAACGAAGCACGGCGGGAAGUCCGGCGGUUCAGUAGGCGGUGGAGAUCCGAGCCAGGAAGCUAGUAACCGCGUAGCCGGAAACCUCAUUAUCGGCGUUGGCAGCGUUUUAUACGGCUUCUACGAGGUCCUGUACAAGAAACUCGCCUGUCCACCGGAAGGGACCAGUCCAGGCCGCGGUAUGGUAUUCGCCAACACAUUCGGCUCCCUGAUCGGCACGUUCACCCUGCUCGUCCUCUGGAUCCCUCUCCCGAUCCUGCACAUCACUGGAAUCGAGAAGUUUGAAUUCCCGCGCGGAGAAGCAGCGUGGUUGCUCAGCAUCUCCGUGCUCGCCAACGCCACCUUCUCCGGCUCUUUCCUCGUCCUGAUUUCCCUGACCAGCCCCGUGUUGAGCAGUGUAGCCGCGCUCCUCACCAUCUUCCUCGUCGCCAUCGUAGACUGGGCAUGGACGGGAGUCCCGCUGAGCCCAGCCGCCAUCUUGGGCGGGCUUUUGAUCAUCGCAGCCUUCCUGCUGCUGAGCUGGAGUACGUACCGCGAGAUGCGGGAGGAGACCAGAAGAAAGUCGGUUGAUCUCAGCGACGAGGACAGCGAGAUUGGGGCCUAG